CUCUCUCUUUUUCUCCGGCGUCUCUGUUUGCUUAGGGUUUUUCGAUUUAAUUUUUUUUCAGUCACGAGGUCGAAGACAAAGAAGGCUUAAAUCAAACUCCAUAGAAAUGGAAAAGAAACAAGGCUUUUUCUCAUCACUUCGAGACGAAGUCGUGAGAGGUCUUUCACCUUCUCGCUCAAGACCACGUUCUCGUUCCGCGAGCCCAUCCCGCUCGAAUUCAGCUCUUCUCUGGGGUCGGAAGAAACUAAUCGCGAGUUCCGGCUGCGGCGGCGGCGGCGGCGGAUAUUACUUAGCGACGCAACCGGAGCCGUUGACUGGAAGAUCCGGGAGCUUAAGGCCCGUAAUGGAAGGUCCUGAUCCAGACGAUACUAACGAUGGAGGAGGUGGAGGUGAAAUUUCAGGGGAUUCGAAACGACUCGGGUCGGGUCUAGGUCACUGGGUCAAGGGUCAGUUAUCACGUGCUCCGUCCGUGGCUUCUACGUCGGGUUAUCGGAGGUCCGAUUUGAGACUGCUCCUCGGCGUCUUGGGAGCUCCUCUCGCACCCGUUCACGUCUCUUCCUCCUCCGAUCAUCUCUUGCUUCACCUCACCAUCAAAGAUACAUCUAUCGAAAAAUCAUCUGCUCAGUACAUUCUGCAACAGUACACGGCGGCUUCAGGUGGUCACAAGUUACAAAACUCCAUUAAAAAUGCUUACGCUAUGGGUAAGCUCAAGAUGAUAACCUCAGAGCUCGAAACUCCCACAAGAACAGUUCGAAAUCGAAACCCAACAAAGUCAGAAGCUGGAGGGUUCGUUCUCUGGCAGAUGAAUCCAGACAUGUGGUACGUUGAGCUCUCUGUUGGUGGUAGUAAGGUUCGUGCUGGUUGCAAUGGCAAGCUCGUUUGGCGACACACUCCUUGGCUCGGUUCUCACACUGCUAAAGGACCCGUCAGGCCUCUUCGUCGUGCACUUCAGGGACUUGAUCCGAGAACUACUGCGACUAUGUUUGCUGAAUCCAAAUGCGUUGGAGAGAAGAAAGUGAAUGGUGAAGAUUGUUUCAUUCUGAAGCUAUGCACUGACCCUGAAACCCUAAAGGCAAGGAGUGAAGGACCAGCAGAGAUCGUAAGACACAUCCUUUUCGGUUACUUCAGCCAAAGAACAGGACUUUUAGUUCAAAUUGAGGAUUCUCAGCUGACCCGGAUGCAAUCCCAUGGUGGUGAUGCUGUUUACUGGGAAACCACGAUCAACUCGUCUCUAGAGGAUUACAAGCAAGUGGAAGGGAUCAUGAUUGCUCACUCUGGACGCUCUGUUGUUACCCUUUUCAGAUUUGGGGAAGUGGCGAUGAGCCACACGAGGACAAAGAUGGAGGAAAAAUGGACCAUUGAAGAAGUCGCUUUCAAUGUUCCUGGUCUGUCACCAGAUUGCUUUAUCCCACCGGCUGAUCUUAGGUCUAGUUCGUUAACCGAGGCCUGCGAGUACUCGAAUCAAGAGGAGAAAGGCAAAAGCUCGAUCGCGUUGGCUGCAACAGCUCAUAGAGCUAAAGUUGCAGCCUUGGAGAAAGGAAGGUUUGACGGUAACCCGGUAUGGCAUGUCGAUGUCUGAGUUUGGUAGGGAAGAUGCAAUCUGUUCAUAGCAAUUACUGGUAACAAGACUCAAGACUUGGAAUCAAACUAACUUCCCCAUUUUGUUUAGAAGCUCACAUAUUAGGAGUUUGAUCACACGAUUUUUUUCUUCUGAUUUCGUUUUGUUUGUUUUUUUUUUUCAAUUGACACCUUCAAUAUUUUUGAGUAAGGUGAUGGGUCUUGAUUUGCAAAAAUGUUAGUGGCAAGUGAAGGAGAAUUGCU
Eutrema salsugineum is the source of this 1821-nucleotide messenger RNA. RefSeq lists its product as uncharacterized. The transcript is spliced from 3 exons. Bases 107 to 1579 code for a protein of 490 amino acids. Lineage: Eukaryota; Viridiplantae; Streptophyta; Magnoliopsida; Brassicales; Brassicaceae. The record is from RefSeq and is a predicted model, not a curated record.